GUGAACGUGAACUGCCCAACAAGGAAAAAAAGCAGAAGUGGCUGAAACGUCGAUAAAAAAACGAGCCACAGAUUUAUUUUUGAAGGGUGUGUGCUUUUUUAUAUGACACACAGUUAAAAGCCGAGAGAAAGAAAACAACAACACAUCAUCUUCAAAGUGCAGGAACUGUGAAAAGCGAAAUCCGACACAAGGUGACCAACGAUGGCUGUAAACGUGUACUCAACCUCGGUGACCAGUGACAACUUGAGUCGUCAUGACAUGCUGGUCUGGAUCAACGAGUCUCUACAGAUGAACCUCACCAAGAUAGAAAUGUUGUGUUCAGGUGCUGCCUACUGCCAGUUCAUGGACAUGCUGUUCCCCAACUCUGUGCCUCUGAAGAAAGUCAAAUUUGGUGCCAAACUGGAGCACGAGUACAUCCACAACUUCAAGCUCCUGCAGGUCUCCUUUAAAAAGAUGGGAGUCGACAAAAUCAUUCCAGUAGACAAACUGGUGAAGGGGAAGUUCCAGGAUAACUUUGAGUUCGUCCAGUGGUUUAAGAAAUUCUUUGAUGCCAACUACGACGGAAAGGACUACGACCCCGUUGAGGCGAGGCAGGGCCAGGAUGCUAUGCCCCAAACCAACACCGCCACCUCCGCCUUCAACAAACCCCCGAAAAAAGUCCUCAGUCAAACUCCUCAGAGGCCACCUGUUGCCAAGGUAGCACCCAAGAUGGCUCCCGGCACCGCGAGGAAGCCGGGUAUGGGAGGAGCCGACGAGGAGAGGGCGGAGCUCCUGAACGAGAUGGAAGUCCUGAAAACCACCAUUCAGGACAUCGAGAAGGAGAGAGAUUUUUAUUUUGGUAAGCUGCGGAACAUCGAGCUGAUUUGUCAGGAGAAGGAAGGCGAGGGCGACCCGACACUGCAGAGGAUCGUAGACAUCCUCUACGCCACAGACCAGGAAACAGCAGACAUGAAGCUGAGAGCAACAGACGAAGAGGGUUUCGUGAUACCGGACGCUGAGGAGCAGGAGGAGUUUUAAUAAUCCGGACUGCGAGCAGCUUCUUCAAAGUCCUGGUCUCACUUCCACACUUCGAGAUCCUUCCUCAAGCCAAGAAGCCUGUUUGGUUUUAUAUCCAACACCAAACCUGAUUUCGAUUUGUGGUCCAAACCCCCCUGCUCCCUCCCUCCCCCCCACCCCCCCCCACCCCCCCUCCCCUCCCCUCCUGAACCCUCAACACAACCUGCUGGACUUCUUUUUCCUCCUUCUUCUUCUUCUUCUUCUUCUAGCCUUGAACCGCUAAGCAGCACAGCUCCUCCUUUCUUUACCAAUGAUCUACAAAGCCUCGGUCACUGCCGCCUCUUUUUCCUUUCACACUCAGUCUGCCAGAAAUACACCUCCUCAUCCUCCCUCAUCCUCUUCCUCCCUCCUCCUCCUCUCCCUACCUGUAAUCCCUCCCUUUCCCCAAAACCAGAUGCUGUCACAUGCAGAACAUAUCUGGUUUUUGUAACGGACUUCAGUGUGAAAAACACGGUGAUGUUCUGUGUGUGUGUUUGAGUGAGAGUGUGUGUGUGUGUGUAUACUUAUGUGUGUGUAUGUGUGUGGUUGUACGUGUUUAAAAAGAACAAUUUGAAAUAAAUCAAACAUGACGAACCUCCUCUGAAGAUCCGACUGUCAGUUCCACCAAUCACUUUGUCCCAAACUAACCUCCCACCCUUACCUCCCCCCUUCAGUGCCGCCAUUUUGUGCCUCUUGAUUGACACACGAUGAUUCAGCUUCACGACGACGACGACUCCGUUCAGAAAGAAGUGAGACAAACUGUACGUGUGUGUGUCUCCUGCUGGUACAUUCCCAGCUACACGGCUUCAUUUUUACACCUUUUAUGAACCAAAAAUCUGACAGUUUUUUUAUCUAUUGGUCCAAAUUUUAGUCACGCCAACUAUUAAAGUGUUUAAAAUAGUAAAAAAGCGUUCAGUCAGAAGUAGCUGAUUAAAACUAAAUGAAGUAACAAACAAUCUUUGGGCGACACACGUUGAGACUGAAGGGCUCCGGGGGGGCAGAGGGGGGUUCAGUCUGGGACAAGGCGACAGUCGGGUCUUCUCUUGGCCUUUUUUUUAUUUUAUAAUUAUUUUUUCAUUUUUGCCACCAUUUUUUUUCUCUUUUUUUGUAAAUGUAUGCUACUGUUUUAUUAUUAUUUUCCCCCUUUCUCUUCCUCACCAACUCCAUUUCUCUCUUUAUGUUUGUCUUGUUUUCUGAUAACUUUUCGGGGGCACCUGUCACUCAUGCUGUCAUACAUUUGUUUUCUAUGUAGGUUGAGUGUUUGUUUUUUUUUCUUCUCACGCUGACUAAAUGAUCACUCUGUUUGAUUUCACUUGUGUUCAGAAACGUUCUUUUUUGUCCGGUCGUGAUAAUGAAGAAAAAAGAGAGAGAAGGGUUUUAUUGGAGCUCUAAAGUUGGUCACUGGUUUUGUAGCAGAUCAGUUUUUGUGUCUUUUGUUCCCUCCUCCACCUUCGUGCUCCCCUCUCAGCCUCGGUGUUCACAUGUCAUGCCUCCUAAAAACAUGCAGUUAUUAAUUUAAAUAACUUUCAGUCAGUGUGAGAUGAAGCUUUUCUGCCUUUUUAUCAACAUGCCAAUGUUUAGUAAAAAAAAAGUGCAUAAAAAAACAAAAAAAACCUCCCAGAAACAGCAUGGACUGCAGGAUCAGCAGUGGUUGUUCUGUCUGUUUUGUGCCAGUGGCCAUUAAUCAGCCCCGUUAGCCAGUCAACACUCAGCAGCCACAUAACGAACACUGUGAGCUCAGACUGCGGCUGAUCAGCUCGUUAACUUCGGCCACAGUCGAGACCAUCCGACACCUGCCCGAUCGAGGCCGUGACGAGGCUCCGAUCAGACGGAUCAAUGAAUCUUCCAUGUUGGAUUUCCUGAAGCUGUUCAAUCACUGUGGGAUCAAUAAGUUAUCGAUAAACUCGCUGCACUGAAGGCAUUAUUCCUCUCUGGAAGUGCAGGACAGGUGUCUCUUUCCCCCUCUCACCUUGUUUUGUUUGUUUUCUGUGUUUCCACACCCUGAUUGACCAAUUUUAAUACUAAUGUUGUAUAUUGUGGAUCUAAUUUGAGACCAAUGUUUCCACUGUACGAUGUAAACAAUGUCAUUUUUGACAUCGAUACCUAAUUUGAAGCCCACAAACUUAACUCGUGUUGAUUUCACUCAAGCAGCAUGUUGUUAUUGGUAUAUAUACUUUAAUCAAUGGCCUUAUUCAUUAAAGAAAAAAACACUUUUCAUAACUUUAUUUUUACUUUAAUGUACAUCUCUGCUGUUUUGGGCAAAUGUUUGUACUGUUACAUUAAUAUUUUUAAUGUGGUCUGAAAAUAAACAACGUUGGAGGUAUUUUGGACGAAAGCAUCAGAUGUGUCGGGUCGCGGCCGACUCACCCGUCUUCCUUAA
This is a messenger RNA of Scomber scombrus (Atlantic mackerel), 3415 nucleotides long. Its product is annotated as microtubule-associated protein RP/EB family member 1-like. Gene Ontology annotation, molecular function: microtubule plus-end binding. Gene Ontology annotation, biological process: spindle assembly; regulation of microtubule polymerization or depolymerization; protein localization to microtubule plus-end. The transcript has 8 exons. Lineage: Eukaryota; Metazoa; Chordata; Actinopteri; Scombriformes; Scombridae. The record is from RefSeq and is a predicted model, not a curated record. The coding region runs from base 202 to 1017 and encodes 271 amino acids. Gene Ontology annotation, cellular component: spindle midzone; microtubule organizing center; cytoplasmic microtubule.